This is a messenger RNA of Plasmodium knowlesi strain H, 645 nucleotides long. Its product is annotated as Plasmodium exported protein, unknown function. The record is from RefSeq and is a predicted model, not a curated record. The coding region runs from base 1 to 645 and encodes 214 amino acids. NCBI's taxonomy places the organism in Eukaryota, Apicomplexa, Aconoidasida, Haemosporida, Plasmodiidae. The transcript has 2 exons.
AUGGCACAUACAAAUGAAAUAAUCAUCAACGGCGCAUCAUCAAGGUCGAUGCAAUCGCAAUGUGGUAGUUACCAAAUUGUAGGAGCUGGGGAAGAAAGAAAAAUGGAUGAAAAGAAAAGUACACAACGAUCGUCCUUUUUCACUAAAAGAACUGCUAUGUUGUUUUUUGUUCUUGCUUGCAUCUUUUUAAAGCACCAGGAUUAUGCUCCAAGACAGGGUGUGAGUACUUUAUUACAAGUACGUAAUAAAGUAGGUAGAAAUUUAAGGACAAAUGAUGAAAACGCUCCAAUAGAGGAGGAAGAGGAGGAGGAAUUCGGAGAAAGUCAGAAAUAUUACGUAGAGGAAGAAAUUCAAAAACCAAGUGAAGUACGAAAGGCGAAUAAAGAUUCUGUGCGAACUGCUCGCAUGGAUGAUAAAAAUUAUUUAAGCACAUUACAAGAAUCAUAUGACGAAAUGGAUAAUGAUGAUAAGGAAGAGCAAAAGAAAAAAGAAAAAAAAAUCAAAGAAAAGAAAAAAGAGACGUUGCAGGAGAAGUUCCGUAAAUGGGAAGAAAGUAAAAGAUGGAAGGAGCUCCUGGAGGAAGGAAAGAAGCUGCUGAAUGAUAAGUUCUUACUGAAAGAGAAGUUUCUACUCAAUGAGAACUAG